Messenger RNA from Alternaria burnsii, 12651 nucleotides. RefSeq lists its product as uncharacterized. The coding region runs from base 1 to 12651 and encodes 4216 amino acids. Gene Ontology annotation, cellular component: mitotic spindle; cytoplasm; centrosome. Lineage: Eukaryota; Fungi; Ascomycota; Dothideomycetes; Pleosporales; Pleosporaceae. The transcript is spliced from 10 exons. Gene Ontology annotation, biological process: regulation of DNA-templated transcription; meiotic chromosome separation; DNA-templated transcription. Gene Ontology annotation, molecular function: DNA binding; DNA-binding transcription factor activity, RNA polymerase II-specific; zinc ion binding. The record is from RefSeq and is a predicted model, not a curated record.
AUGGCAACAAAAGACGAGACGACGCGCACACGCACCGAUCGAAUUAAGGCCGAUUUACGGUCAAUCUCAACAUGCACAAACGCCACAGCGACUGCGCUCCAGGACUUGCUGUCAAGAAAAGCGGAAGAUGCGCCACAAAAGGAGAAUGUCAGAGCAAAAGCUGUGCCCGCCGCACGGAGGAGAGGCGCGACAGCCACAGGUGCAGCGUCAGCGGAUAUGGGGAAGCAGAAGAACUCGAACCUUGGGCCCAAGGAGAAGUACAUACUAGCGACUGAGGUUGCCAACACGACCCUCCAGACGCUUGCAGAUGCGCUGAAGAAUCCACCGCACGCGACUGCCGCCCGUCCCCCUACCAAGUCGAAGCCAACCGCCGCCGAAGAUGCGCGCAAGCCUGCACGACCGCGACUCGGUCAGACAACGAGCUCCUCGGCAUCACAAAAGCCUCUCAGGGAACGAUCCGUCUCGCAAAUCAACAACUCGCCCCAAAAACGCGUCCCUCGGCGGUCGUCUUCUUAUUCUUCCUUCCUCGCCCCAGGUCCCGACCCUGGCCUGCUCGCAACAGCUGAAUGCGCAAGAACCGCGUUUGCGUACUUGGGGACGCCAGAGGCACAGAAGGUCUUGGGCAAGGACUCGCAAGAACUACAGUACGAGAAUGGUGUGCUCGUGCUUAUCGGAAAGCUCGUCGCACUUGGCUUAGACAAUAUGGCAGUCAAGGAAUUAAGAGGGUUGAAGAAGAAGCUGGAAAGAUAUCUCGGGCAGGAUGCGGGCAAAGACGAGGUCAAGUCUGGCCUGCACCAGCAGGGACUUGCAGAGAAAGAGAGCCUUGCGUUCCUUCUCGACUUCGCGGCAAUCGACCCGAAGAGCCCUGCUAUCCCGCUAGUAGCAAACUUCCAGAUGUAUACUUUGCGCAUUAUUGCAAAGCUGAGGAGGCCUCGGACUGUUGAAGCCACUUGGGCAUAUCUCAAGUUGACCAACCCUUCAUCACCUGCGAACCUACUCUUUCACACUGCCAAGACCCCGAACGGCCAGGCCAAGGCGGCAAGACAACUGGAGUCGUUGGCGCAGACUGUGCUCUCCCUAUGUCCAAGUAUAUCGACAUCCGAAGAUGCGAACAAUCUACAACCAUCUGCCGAGACCGUACUUCUGUUACAGCACCUGGCGUUCAGCGUUCGAAAGAAAUGGUGGAGUCUGGUCAAGCACCAAGGCAGUGCGGAUAGAGAGCUUUCAGAACCAUUCACCAAAUGCGUAGUUGCUUUCGCCCGCAGAUCACUACUCAACCCAAGUAAGAAGUACAAACUCGCUGAGACAUUGUACAUUGAUUUGGCUGGGUUCCCGGGCGAGUCUGCUCCGCAAGCAGCAGCCAACAAGACCCUGUCCUCUCUUGCUCAAGCUGCGGGCCUGUCUGACCAGGCCCUUCGAUGGCUGGGCUCCUCAAAAGACACUGCGGACUCCAAUUCGUCCGCAGCAAAGCAAACAACACGUGCGAUACGCGUUGCCACAAUCAAUCUUGAGGCUCAUGUGAAAGGCGAGAAGAAACCGGAUUUGGACGAGACCAUUACUACCGCACUUCAGAUCUUGGAUGGCGCUCUAGGUGGUUCAGUGUCUGAUUUGGAAACUUUGUUUGCUGAAGUGAAUGCACUGCGACGCGCUGCGACACGGUUACUAGUCACAAGCAUGUCAAAAACCACAGCUAGUUCUGAGAGCAAUCCUACCGAACAGCAUGCUGUACCCAUCAUUGCAGCCAGUGUACGUUUCUUUGCCAGAUUUCUCGGGGCUACAUCGUCAGGUGAAACAGACGCAAAAUCGCAAACCCGAAAACAGGAGCGAGUACUUCUAGCAUGGAAAUAUGCCAAGAGUACGGUCGACUCUCUGAUGGCAUGUUGCAAGAGAACGACAAAGACUCAAGAUCAAUGGAAAGAACUGGAUACUAUCCUCCAAGAAUGCUCACACAUCAUACGUCGAUUCGAAGAAGAGAUCGGACAAGGCACACUUCCUAGAGAAGAGAACAUCUCUCUUGUGGGCACGUAUAUGGUCAAGCUAUCAAAUGCGUACUGGUCUUUGUAUCUGCAGUUGCGAAAAGCGCAUUGCAAUCCCGAAGCCCUUGUUGUAGCCAUGGAACGCUCAAUCGACCUUGUGCAAUCUCGUUCGUCACCUGAGAGAGAAAGUGGACUCCUCUCAAUGAAGCUGGAAAACUGGGGAGAGGCCUUAGAGGAUCUGAACCGUACCGAAAGCUCUCGCAACGCUUUUCGGCAAUGCAUUCAAAGCCACCUCACUGUCAAUAUGUUGCAGCAGCUCUCCGAGAAGACGUCAACAUCCUCCUUGCACAAUGUGUUCGAAAGCGAGGGGCCAUUCGGUGCCCUCGUUCGCGUAAUGAAGACACUUCAUCACUCCUUCGUCACGUCUGGUCUUCAGAAUUUAGACGAACUCGCCUUCUAUGACGAUGACGAGCUAGAACCAGGAACUAGGGGAGCCAUCCUAGAGUUGCAGCUUGGCUUUUACUUACGAACUCUGACCAAGAACCGACAGUGGGACUCUAGUCUUGACCAGUCGAUACGUAUUCUGGUGGAACGAUUGCAACAGCUUUAUGUACCAAGCGUGUAUCCCGUUCGACGUCUUCGACUCUGUAUCACACUUCUUCAGCUUUAUCAACAAAACCCGCAAAUAUUGUCUGAAGAACUGACAUCGCUUAACGCCACAGAUGACGACGAGAUACAGAAUGUAAGUAGUAAAGAUGAAGCAUUAAGACGAUACGAGGUUCAUCUUAAAGCGCUUCGCGACCUCAAAGCUUCGAUGGAACAGUCAUCUUCUACCACAACAACCUUCCAGCAGUGCUUCACAACGUGGGAGUCACUCGUUGGGUCAAUGUCUUCGUGGGAGGCGCUCACAGAUUGUGUCGAGAAUACCGAAUCCUGGCUACAAGAUCUGCAAGCAUGCCUUGAGUAUCUCAACGCGAAAGGCGAAGAGUAUCUUGCGUUGCCUCUCCUACAUCUUUUGGUCAAAAUUUUGGAGCUCCAAGACGGUUCUGAUGCAUCCGAGCGCAUCGCCGUUUUGUGUGCCCUCGGCCUGCAAUUUCUUCACCUUGGAUAUACCGGCAAAGCAGGGUUGUCUUUGGCGAAGGCUGAAGCGUUGCUCGAACGUCCGACAUCAUCUGUAGAAGCCAAGCUGCAAUGGCAUAUGGCAUACGCUGAAUAUCUUGUGAGUACCGGGAACACCACAAAAUGUCUGACUACGAUGGCGGAUGCUCAAUCUCUUGCGCUCAACGAUCGUCAGUUCAUGGAUCUCGCAAAACCUACAACUACGCUUUCUGGCAGAUUGCGAUUUAACAAGAUAGUGGCGGCUGCCGCUUAUGUGCAGUCGCUUCUUGCCACAGCUACUGGGUCAUUCAAGACAGCAGCUCGGCAUGCGAGGCAGUGCGUUACAAUCAAUCGUCGCAUAUGGGCCGCGCUCGAAUCACGGGCCAGUGCGAAAAGGACGACACCCUCGGAGAAUGCAGAAUCCAUGGCGCCUCUUGUCAUGUCCGUGACACAUGAUGCUCUCAAUGGACCUGAAUUCUGGUGCCUGGUUCCUGCGUUGUAUCGGGCACUAAUGCAGCAAUCUCAGAUCUUCGCCCACCAAGGCCUAUUACAUGAAGCAAUCCAUGUUGCUGAACAGGCUGAAAAGGUGGCUGCAGCCACACAAUCUGCGACUUUGAUCACAGACAACGCCAGCUGGCGCGCUGACUGUUGGGCGCAGAGUGGCAGACCUGACAAGGCCGAAACCAUUCUCAAGUCUCUGAGUCCCGAUCUUUCCCGAAAGUGUCUCUCAACGGCAGGUUAUCAUUCGGCCGUAGCCAGGAUACAUCACUGGAACGGUCAAUAUGAACAGGAGAUACAGUCGUACGACUGCAUGGAGAAACUACUUAAGGACCUGAGUUCGCCAUCGUACAUCAAGACUCUGGAGACUUUUUCUACCUCCGUCGAUGCGCUUGCUAAUCGUGUCUCAUCUAUGACCCUAGAGGCCACGGAGAAUGUCAAGAAACCAGCCACAAGAGGUCGCAAACCUGCAGUGAAAGCUGUACCGAGAGCGGCUUCCAAGUCUACCGCUAACGCUCGCGCCAAGGCCACAGAAGUAGCUGCAAAGCCUGUUCCAAGAACGAAACGCCAAGUAGGAAAGCCCACUGUUUUGGAGACGACUAGUCUCACCGAAGAGUGCUCUGCGCUGUUCGUGUUCCAAGCGAGCAUGAGAGACCGAGCUGUCCUUGCGAACCUCCUCCACGAUGAUCUCGCAAAAGCUCUGAGUAUACUUGGUGAAGCGGAACAGCUUCAAACUGGACUAAGCCAGGAAGUGUCGCACAUGUGGGCUAUCUUCAAAGCGAAACUCGCACAGAGUGCGAAGCAGAUUGCUGAAGACUUUACUGUCAACACACUCCCUGAGUCGACCAUUGCCUUUCCUGCUUUUGGUCUCGACGCAGCAACCGCCAAGAAGGGUGCUCUGGCUACUUCGAUUGCUACCAAAGGUGGCCGGGCGAAGAAACAAAUUAAGGUGGACUUCAUGGACACGCUUCGUGAUGCACGUGCGCGACUCGUCGAAGCACACUCCCUGUGUGCUACUAAUGGGUCCAAUCAUCUGUUCCGUCAAACCUCCAUGGCGCUCGGUCAUGUCACUGUGUUGAUGUCGGCUGUCUUAGGAACAGAGCUGCCAGGCUCGCUCCACCCAUUAUACGCAGCUUACAUGAGCGAACUUCCAAAAGUAAAUGCCUUGCGGCUUGUGCAGGAGUCGACAGAGGCGGAGAAGGAGCAGCUCUCACGCGAUGAUUGUCUGAGAUGGCCAACUUCUGAUUCGUCGCAUUUUGCCUUCAGCUCAGUAUCCAGUUUCCAGGAAGAAUAUGUUGACAUCAUUCCAGAAACGUGGUCUGCUGUAUCGCUGGCGCUUAGUGAGGCACGCGAUGAGCUAUUCAUCACCCGAUUUGAGAGUGGUUUAUCUCCGUUCGUAUUACGUUUGCCACUUGCCCGUCACGCUUCCCGCGAGAUGGACGAAGAAGAGUUUUCUUUCGAGGAUGGCAAGAGAGAUUUUGAUGAAAUUGUCGAGCUCAGUGACUUCAGUACUCGAUCCGCCAAGGACAUGACUUCUAGGGAAGCGAGACACCAGUGGUGGGCUGAACGCGAAGCUCUCGACACCCGGCUUCGCGAACUUCUUGUCAACAUGGAAAACAUCUGGCUUGGUGGUUUCAAAGGUAUCUUCUCACAACACGAAAGACAGCCAGCUCUUCUUGCUCAAUUCCGAAAAUCACUGGAGGAUAUACUCAACGAACACUUGCCAUCUCGCAGGAAGAAGAGUAACCAAAAGCGACCAGUGCUGGAUACACGAGUGCUGGAGUUGUUUAUUGGACUGGGCGACGCUACUAAUGACGACCUCGAUCUUGAUGAAGCGCUAAUGGACCUCAUAUACUUUGUGGUGGACAUCCUCCAAUUCAACGGCGAGCGUAAUGCAUACGACGAGCUCGACUUUGACGCCAUGGUCGUGGAGACGCAUGAAGCAUUACGCGCCUACCACACAGCGUCACAAAAACUUGAUGUUACCUCUCGCCAUACGAUACUUAUUUUGGACAACAACUUGCAUGCCUUCCCAUGGGAAUCGCUGCCUUGCCUAGAACAGCUUUCUAUCUCGCGACUACCCUCACUUGCCGCCCUUCGAGAGCGAAUACUUUCUGCACGAUCUUCAGCAACCCAGCAGGAUGCUGCUCCGGGCCAUUACAUUUCUACAAGCACUGGAGGUACGAGCAUGCUAAAUCCGUCGGGAGAUUUGGCGCAUACCUCGAAAACCAUCAAGCCACGUCUAGACGAACUUACAGGUUUUUGGAAUCACAUCGCCAAUCGCCCACCGUCGGAAGUGGAGUUUGAAGAUUCGUUGCGAAACAAAGACCUAGUUUUGUACUUCGGUCACGGCAGCGGUGCGCAAUAUGUCAAGUCGAAAUCAGUGCGACGUCUCUAUCCCGGCGAACAGAAUGAAGGAGAACGAAAACCAGGCUGCGCGACCACACUCCUCUUUGGCUGCUCGUCUGUACAUCUUACAGAGAACGGAAUUUUUGAACCUUCGGGUAUGCUCGCUUCGUAUCUCACCGCUGGCGCACCAGCAGUACUUGGCAUGUUGUGGGACGUCACUGACAAAGACUGCGAUCGCUUUGCCGUUAAAGCAGGUGAAUUAUGGGGAUUGUGGCCCGAGGCGCAAGAAGACGUGUUGCCAUCCAAGACGUCUACGAAGACUCCUGCAAAGAAGAGCAAGGGCAAGAGUCGAGUUGCGCAGUUGGUGGACGAGGUAGAGGGUGCAAGGGCCGCGGAGAGCGCAAAGAAGGGAAAGAAGUCUGUGAAACUUUCAGAUGAUCAUCUGGAUUUGGAAGGCAAUUCGCAGAGGGGGGUUGGAUUAGAUGAAGCGGUGCGGGAUGCGAGAAAGGCUUGUUAUUUGCGGUACUUGAAUGGGGCUGCUGCUGUGGUAUACGGAAUACCGGUAUAUUUGGACUACAACUCCGAUGGUGUUAUGACGGGACGAGGCCACGGUCUCAGUCAGCGGAAGCGACAGAAUCGGUCUUCGCAUCCUCGGAACUCCACAUUCUCCAGCGCGUCAAUACGUCCGCUACAGUUUCCGAUCUUGUUCGCAACGACUUCGAAAGCAAUGGCCGAACGACCCGCCAAGUCAGGGUCAUCUCGAAAGCGUGCGCUCGUGAGCUGCGACCGCUGCAAAAUUCGACGGGCACGGUGCAUUCGCGAGAAUGCCGACGUGCCUUGUGCGGACUGCAAGGCAAAUGGCGUGGUUUGUGAAUCCAAGCUACCACGUAAACAGAGAGUGUAUGGGAGUGUGGAGACGCUCAGCCUGCGCUACAGAGCUCUUGAGUCGCUAGUCAAAGGGCUUUUUCCGGAUGAGAAUGUUCAGGACACAGAGACCCUGUUCAAGAUCGCCACGGCAAGCAACAUAGCAAUGCCAGCGAGCGACGACUAUACACCUGCAGAUAUCUUCAACAAUAGCAGUAGCGACAGACAGGCUUCUUCUUCAGAACAGCAACAAAAGCAGCAGCAGCAGCAUCAGUCUUUGCAAACAUCACCCAUUGCUCAGUCCCCAUACUUGGACCCACACACUACUACAUAUCCCCUGCACACUGCUCACCGCACAUCUUCCUUGUCUACAAGCAAAGAGCGCCUACGCCAGCCUGCUUCCGUAACCCAACAAGUAUCUUCCCAGGCAGAAGAGGUCAUUCGCACAAAUCGAGGCGUCUCGCAUUAUUUCGGUCCUUCCAGUAGCUUUCGGCUUGCAACGACUAUACGAGCACUUGCGUCCCGCUGGAAGGUCGUCUCUGGUGCAGACUUUCCUGGACUCCGGUCAUUCACAUCAAAUCCCUCAAGUCGAUCAGGAUCAGCGCUGAAACGCAGCAGCACAAAUCCUUCGGAAGACGAAUUUGCUAUACCCACAUCGAGCCAGCGUCCCAACUCGAGCCAUGGAAGUCGGAAGAGAUCCAGAACUGAGAUGGAGGCAUCGAAUGAUCCGUCGCAACUUCAAGAUAGUACUUCACGUCUAGAUACAAUUGGUGAUUUGAUUCCCCCAAAACACAUCACUGACGCUUUAGUAGCGGUCUAUUUUGAUCAGAUUCAUAUGUACUUUCCCCUGUUCAAUAGAACCGUGUUUCAGAUGCGACUGGAAACUACAUACUCGCGAAAGGGCGACUUCAUUGACGAAUGUAAGGACAUGGGAUGGCUAAUUUCACUGGCUUUGGUCCUGUCUUUCGGUUGCCAGCAAUCAAGAGCAAAUGAUGUCGACCAAAUGCAAGCGCUCCGCCACAAGCUUGUUGUUUUCGCCAAAACCUACUUCCGUGUACUUUUGACGGCGACGCAAUUGGACAACGUUCAGGCACUUGUCCUUCUCAACAUGCACCAUCACAACGUUGGACAAAAGAGCAGUUCGUGGUUACUGAUUGGUCUUGCUGCACGCAUGGCAAUCACCAUGGGAAUGCAUCGCGAUAGCUCGAAUCUACAAUUUGAACCCAUCGAAUGCAACGUGCGCCGGCAAGUCUGGUGGUCCAUUUACAUAUUUGAGAAGAUACUGUGUGGUAUAUUGGGUCGUCCUACGGGGAUUGACGACAGAGAGGUAGCGAUGAAGGUUCCCGACGCACCAAUGCUCGAGCAAACGCGCAUCACCGCAGUUUUCAUGAACCUCUGCUCCGACCUCGUGUCUUUGUCGUACCGUAUCCGACAACGUGCAUACUUCGACAAGACCUCGUCCGAAGAGCGAUCGCCGACGCUGGCUGUUGCCAUGACCCUACUCCGCGAAUGCGACAAUUUCUACGCGAACAUCCCUCUACAUAUGUCCCUUGAUCAAGCCCCAGGAGGUACAGACUCGAAAGCAAUGAUUCUGUUGCUGCACAUGUACUACUAUUAUACACGCUGUGUCAUCUCCCGAGACUUUCUCAUACAAAAGGUCGAGAGCAACGUCUGCUUUCUAGAGAACAAAGCGUUACCGGCUUCUGAGGAUUGGCCAUCGACUCUAAUACUUGCGGAAGACUGUGUUGACUCGGUGCACAAGAGUCUCCAGUGCAUCACAAUUGGGAUAGAUCUUGGUAUCUUCGAGAUCAUGGGCUACUCAUGGUUAGACUUUUUCUUUGUAUUCCAUGCCGUCUUAAUAGUAUGCGCAGACUUCCUCGCUCGACCCAAAGGUCAAACAGAUUCACCCAGAGACAUCGAGCGCAAAGCGACGGUGUGCACCGUCCUCGAGCAGGUCCGUGGAAUGCAGCAAAAGCUCCCAUCCACAUACAAAACCUUGGGUCAAAUUGCGCUGCAGUUCGCAGGGAUAACCGGUGUCACCCAAAACAGUGGUUCACCAACGAUACAAGACGCACCAGCCGAUGCGUCUCUAGAAUCUGUUGUGGAUAUGGCACAUGAGGAAAGCAACGACCAAGUCGGCAUGCUUGACAUAGGAGGCGAUUGGUACACGGAUGCGACAGCAGAUCUAGGUUUAGAUUUCUUCGACCUGGGCCAAGCGACGCAUCCGGUGACAUUCCCUAUCAUGGAUCCUCCAACACGUUCUGAGAACGCGGGCGAUCCGACGGAGCCUAUUCUACCAACUACGAAUAUGGCAGGCGGCAACAACAGAAAUGGAAAGAAGAAGGUGCUUGUUGUGGGAGCCGGCGCCGCUGGAAUGUCAGCCGCUCACCACCUUUCUGAACAUCCCGACAAAUUUGACGUUACCCUCAUCGACGCAGUAGAUUACUGUGGGGGUCAGGCGUUUUCUAUUGGAGUCGAUAAGGAGCGCCAUGGAGCUGACUGGCUGAACCAAGGUGUUCAAGGUGGAAGCUACAUUUUCCAUCACACCAUGACAAUGUUUGCGAGACAAGGCCAUCAUGCUGAUCCCGUGAACCUUCAAGUCUCCUUUGGCAAGGACGAUAUCUUCUGGACUAAUGUCUUCCCGACCGAGCUUCUUGCGCGCCAUCAGAAGGAGAUCAAGAAGUUUCACACCAUGCUCAAGAUUGUUCGAUGGUUCGAGCUUUUCUUCGCGUUAAUCCCCAUCAAGAUUCUUUUUAAAAUGUUCUGGUUUUCCGAAGAGUUCACCAACACUGUCGCCAUGCCCAUGAUCGCGCUUUUCCUGGGAACCGGAAAUGAGACACCAAACGUACCUAGCAUCAUUCUCGAAAGGCUGGUUACUAGUCCAACAUACGGAAUGUGGUAUCCAGGAGACAAGCAUAGCGUUGCUAGCAACUUGCCGCCCAUGGUGGUUUUUCCCAAGUUCAGCGAAUUCUACGAGCGCUGGCGACAGGAUCUGCUUAAGCGUGGCGUCAACGUCAGACUAUCAACAGAAAUUACACGGGUAAUGAAGCGAGACAAGACUGGCGUCACCGUAAGGCUGAUCAAGCGCACCCCAAUGCCUGAUGCGCAUAACCCUAAUAGUGCCAACGUGCCUUACGACAAUGACCAUAACGCCGAUUCAAACGCGCAAGAGAAGGAAGAGCACUUUGACGAAUUGAUUCUCUGCGUGCUCGCCGACACAGCAAAACGUAUCCUAGAACCCACUGCCUCCUUCCGCGAGAAGAAGGUCCUCGGUUCCGCCAAGUUCUCUGACGACAUCACCGUCACCCAUUGGGACAGUGACUAUAUGCAUAAGCACUAUGAGAACUUUUACGACCCAGACAAGGCCGUCACGAAGCUCUCUGACAUCGAUCAAACUGCGCGUAACACUAUGGCCGAGAAAUCCUUCAAGCCGAUGUACUACAUCAAAAUGUACCCCCAGGAUCGAUCAAAACUUGAAAUGUGCUUUGAUUGCACAAAUUACCAGAGUCAGUUUCCACCGGAGGUUCCCUUUGACAAGCACAUCUUCCAGACUAUUUACUUGAAUAAGGAACGAGACGGCCAUCUCUGGAGUAUCGACGAGAUCAACAAGGACAAAAUCAUUCGCAAGGAUUGGUGGCACCAGCUGUGCCAUUCCUGGACGCAUUACGUUUUCGUCGUCCCAUGGAUGUGGCUUCUACAGGGCCGAAAGCACACUCGGUUUGCAGCGGCAUGGACACUCAUCAACGCCCAUGAGGUUGCGGUUAUGAGCGGAAUUGCUGCGGCUGUUGAUCUGGGUGCGCAGUACCCUGCUGAUCUCGAGCGCGACAAGUUUGCUUUCUUGAGCUUCAGGCUAUACUACCUAUUGGCAUACGGAAAGUGGUAUAGCCGAAAGGCGACAAAGAAGACGAAGGAGGGACCGGGCAAGGACUGGGCAAGUGGUCUUUACGGUAGCGUCUACCGUGGUCCAGGUGUAAGCGAUAUUGACAGACUACAAUGGAGGAAAGAGAACAACAUACAGGAUGCGCCGAUCAACCCGUUACCGUUCUCACCCAAUAUGUCUUCCAAAACGCCCCUCGACGUCGUCUUCGGCUGUAUGACCUUUGGCCGCGAAGGCGAAGAACAAGUCCGUACUUCAAGUCUGGAUGACUGCGCGGCUAUCCUAGAUACUUUCCAGUCUUACGGCCAUAGCGAAGUCGAUACCAGUCGUUUCUAUGGAGAUGGUUCAUCAGAAGAGUACCUCCAGAAGCUAGACUGGCAGAAAAGAGGCCUGACAAUGGACACAAAGUUCUUCCCUAAUGUCCCGGGUCUUUUUGGUCGUCCUCAAACACACUCCAGAUUAGAGGAUAUGCGCAAGAGCUUAGAAGAGAGUCUGACUGCUCUUGGAGGAAAGCAGGUAGAUCUGUGGUAUCUCCAUGCACCUGAUCGUACAGUACCACUUGAGGAGACGGCCAAAGCCGUCAACUACCUGCUCAGAGAGGGGAAAUUCAAGAGAUGGGGCGUGAGUAACUUCAUGUCUUGGGAAGUGGCUGCACUCUGUGAAAUUUGCAAAGCAAACGGAUACCAAUUGCCCAGUGUAUACCAAGGCGUGUACAAUGCUCUCCACCGCAGUAUUGAACACGAACUUCUCCCUUGUUUGCGAAGAUACAACAUGUCCUUCUACGCGUUCAAUCCGCUAGCAGGCGGAUGGUUAACUUCGCGUUACAAGCGCGAUACACAGGAUAGCACAAUCGAGUCUGGCAGUCGCUUUGAUCCAAACCGUAUGCAAGGAAAGAUGUACCGCGCGCGUUAUUGGAAUGACGAGUUCUUCACAGCCAUCGAGGGGUUGCGUACCGAGCUUCCUAAUGGCCAAACAGAGAGCGAAACCGCGCUGAGGUGGAUGAUGCAUCAUAGUCAACUUAAGAAGGACUAUGGGGACAAGGUCAUCAUUGGAGCUAGCAGUAAAAAGCAGCUGGAGAUGAAUCUCGUUGACUUUGAGAAGGGGCCAUUGGAUGAGAGCGUUGUGAAAGCAUUGGAUCAAGGUUGGGCUGGUACUCGUGGGGUGACUUGGAAAACAGUCGACGGAAUGACAAAUCCCUACAAUCAACCAACCGAAUGCGUCUCUACCACCACCAGCUGGUUCAACCCCAGUGGCACAGCACAUUACGUGCGUCCUAUUCGUCAGCCUGACAUCUACGUGGAGACAAAUGAUACCUUGGAAAGGAUCAUCGCAGGGAAUUCAGUUCGAGUAGCCAAACUCGAAUCCCUACUCAAGGAGAAGCGGGGACAGCAUAGGACUGAAGAAGCCGCAACUGCAGCCAAGGCAACUGAAGAAAAGCGCCAACGAAAAUUUGCUGCCGCGAUCCAACAACACCGAGAUGAAGAACUCUCAGCCAUAGAUAUGAGGCGGCGUACACGGUACGGAAGCGCUAUGAGCCAUGAGGUAGCAGACGAAGAAGCAGCUGCCACCGCGUUCCAGGCGAAAGAGGCCCAAGACUACCGCAACUCGUGCGACUGCAACUUCCAACGACCCGCAAACAGCAAUAAGGGAAACUUGACACAAAACCAAGAGGAAGAGCGUAGGAAGAGGCGCAUAGAUAUCUCUUCACGGUCCGCUUCGCAGGCCGACCACGAGGUGACGCUUGCGAACUGCCACUUGGAACUCGCGAAGUGGGAUCUGCAACGCAACGCUCGAAUGGACUCGGAAGCUACAUUCAAUGCCUUCUUUUCCGUGGAAAACAAGCCACGUCGCACAGGAACCCAAUGGCGCGGUACUGGCAAAGUGAUCCGCCCGUAUACCACCUCAUCUGGCCUUGGACAUGACACCUGUUGCGACUUCGAUCACUGCAAUGGGCUUUGUGCAGAGAUCGAGACUACCCGACACGAGUAA